Rubroshorea leprosula is the source of this 1733-nucleotide messenger RNA. The record is from the annotation of a GenBank genome assembly. NCBI's taxonomy places the organism in Eukaryota, Viridiplantae, Streptophyta, Magnoliopsida, Malvales, Dipterocarpaceae.
GCCCAUUUUAAGGCUUGUGGGCCACUGACUCCGACUGGUAUUACUUAACCGACCCGAUUUCUAGGAGCGGAAGUGGAGGAAUUCUUCUUGGUCGCCGUCCACUACUCAUCAGUUCGAGAAUGUCGAAACCCCGGGAAAAAUUAUCCCGCUUGUUCCUGUUUUUCGUCAUCUUACAAUUCUCACAGACUGUGUCCUCAGCCAGGAAAGAAAUUGGCUUUCCAGAUAGGCGCAUUUGCAGAAAUACUGUUCAGGGAAGAUAUUUAUUAUCUGAUGACAAUGGUUAUGUGUGUGAUGCUCUAUCAUUGGAUCCACUCUCCCACUGCUGUCCUGAAAGAGGACAUCAGUUCUCUUGUCAAGGAUGCAACCUUCUUUCACAGUGUUGUAACUCCUAUGAAUUUUGUGUUUCUUGCUGCCUACAUCCUGCUCAAAUACAAAAGGAAAACGUACUAAAAGUGAAAGUAGCAAAGCCAGCAACUGCAGGAACUUAUGCAAGUGUCUUUGACUUUUGUGCUGGAAGGUGUCGCCAUAAUUCUGAAAGUGUGGUUCAUGAAAAUGCUUAUAUUAGUAAUUUCCACCAUUGCUUUUCAUUGCCAUCAAAUUCUUCUGGUACUGGUGGUAUGCUUGUAGAAGCCAGACUACAUGGAAUUAAUGUUAUCAUAGGAAGGCAAGGUGAGUCAUGUGAUGUGGCUUGCAAAUCAAAUGGACAAUCGUGUGUCCUAAAUAAACUUUUGGUGCUCAAUCAGUGUGAUAUUAUCCAAAAAUAUAUGAGCUGCAAAGGAACAUGCAUGCCAAGCAUUGGAGCAGAUCAACCAGCAGAAGUUGCUGAUGAUGCUCCUAAACAUUUGAAUCCAGGAGCCUGCUUGUACACUCAAACAGAAUCCUUGCUUUCUUGUGAUGGUUCCCAUCGUCAUACCAGGAGACUUUGCCCAUGUGCGUAGUUUGUUAUCAUGGUAAGUUUGGUUCCUUUUGUAUUGACUAGUAGUUACAUUAUACUUGUGAAGCAGGUCGUAUCAGGACGGAGUGAAUAAGGAAUCUUCAUCUCUUUACUUUUCACGGUGCAUUUCAAUACUUUUAUUUUCUAAAUUCCAUUUUUUUUCUUGUUUUGAAUAUCAGAAAUCAAUGAGAUUUCGUGAUUAUAAUUACAGAGAUCUUUUGCUCGAUUCUCUUAGCUGAUGAAGCAUCAACGAUGAUCAUCAUCAAUUUGCACGCGGUAGUUAUUAAUUCGUGGGUUUUGAACCCAGAGAAGGUUGCCUGUUAUGCUCUAAGAGCAUAGCUUGUACCAUUAAGCCAGAAGCGUCUAAGGUUGGGUUUGAUAUUCUACUCUUGAAUUUUCGCUACUGGGAUGGUUGAACCUACUAAUCUUUCUUUUUCUUUUUCUUUUUUUUUUUUAAAUUAUUUUUUGUGGAUGAGUUUAAUUGAGAGUUUUUGAAAAACCGCAACAAUUCUAAAAAAUUUAUGGGUGCUCUUGAAGUAUUAUGAUAAAUCCAACAACUUAUGAGUGCUAUUGCAUCCCCCUUUUCUGUUACCUCUUUCAAAUCAAUCAUAUACCAUAAGAAUGGAACUAUAGGUUGAACAAGAUAAACUUAUAAACUACUCAAACCUCUCUUUUGAAGCAAGGAAGAAUAGGAAAAGAGCCGUCACUGAACUGUGUAAUUUAUACAAGUGAAUUCAAUGUUUUAAUCUUGGUGUGCGUUUGUCGCUCAACAAUGGUGUUCUAGGUGUCCAAGGAUGUU